Molecule: messenger RNA, 4949 nt
Organism: Leptomonas pyrrhocoris
Lineage: Eukaryota; Euglenozoa; Kinetoplastea; Trypanosomatida; Trypanosomatidae
Exons: 1
Coding region: 1023-4949 (1308 amino acids)
Source: RefSeq, a predicted model, not a curated record
AGUUCUACCACCAACUAAAGCGGAGAAGCACACGAUUUUGGCGUGCCUGUCCCACAUUCAAUAUAUUUUCUUUCUUCUCUUUUUUCUCCUUUUGCUCCUCUUCUUCUUCUGAGUGUUGUGCAUGGCGUGCACACCAUCUUGUGCAGCUCGUGUGUUCUUUUCUUUGUUAUUAUUAUUGUUCUAUAGGGCCUGCUACUCGAUCAACGUACUCGAUUUCCAUUACUGUUUCUAAUUUUUGUUUUAUACCAAUUUCUUUUUUUUAAAGAUUUAUUUUUACUCCUGUGUCAAUUACUUCGCCCACUCCCCUCUCCCCAGUUUUCUUUCGCUUCAUUGCGUUCUUACUAACAGGCGGACGAGUGUGUGUGUGUGUACCUGUUGUGCGUACAUCUCUCUCUCUAUAUAUAUAUCUUUUGCAUGUGCAUGUCUUCAUUAAUCGCUUCCUCUUCUUUCCAGUCCCAUUUUUGUUUUGGUGCAUUUCUCUCUCUCUCUCUCUCUCACGGUGUGUGUGUGUGUGUGUGAGUGUGCGCUGACGCUGUCAACGCGGUUCCUGUGGUCGUCUGGAUUUUUGUUUUUCCCUUUUACUACUCGUCAUUGCUACACCCCAACAAAGGACGCCGAAUCUUGUCACGGGCAUCUCUCGGCGCCGCUCACUCACUCCACUCACGACACCUCUGCGUUUUCUUUUUCCCCCUUUUUUAAAGUUAAAAAGCGCCUUUCCAGCUACGACUUUGUUUUUCUCCUUUGGUAUCCACCGGUGAAGGAGCAUCGCACAUCAACGGCGCGUAGGUUUUUCCUUUCUUCUCUAAGCUGCUGCUGCCCUUCUCGUUUUUUUGUUUGUUUUACUUCCUCACGCAUUCUUCAUUUCCGUACUCAGGUGCAGUGCGCUCAACACCUCCUGCACCUUUUCUUUCUACUUAGCGCGCGAGCACGCAAGAAGCGAAGCAACAAAUACGUAGUUAUCCAUACACACCCACACACAGACACGCAUAUACACAUAUACGCUCGCGCCGAAGCACCGGCUCAUGCAGCCGAUCCAGCCUGCGCAGCGAGUGGAGCGCCCACCACGGCCCACCUCGCCCGCCGCAGACGCUGACAGUCUCGGUGAUGACGACGACAGCGACACGACGACGGAGUCGAGCUACCUGAUGAGUGAGCGAUUCCAAACGUUGCCGUGGCCUAGCCCCGCUACACCGCGCUCCGGUCGCGAGUCGCCUAUCCCGUUGAUGCGGGGCAUGUCUCCGGCUUCGAGUCAGCAGCCGACGCACACGCCGGAGUCGUCGCUGACGGCUUGGUCGGGGGCCGUCAUUCUGCACAACUUAGGCCAUGGCCUCAGCAACAACAAUAACAGUACUACUGUGAUUGGUGCUAGCGGUGGCGCUGGUGCGAGCCGGACCUCUCUCUCACGUGAUAUCACCACCUUUAAUCUACUCCGCGCAAACUCGGGACGGCUGAAUGCGAACGUCGACAACAACGCCGCCCUGACGGAGGCGAACAUUGCGUUGCUGCGCUGCGCACCGUCUGGCGGAUUCAGCCGCCGAGACGCACGCCGGCUGCCACAACAGAACAGCGGGCGACCGCCGAAGACCCAUCACACCUCGCAAUCCCCAACCCGUGCGGGGGGUCCCACCGGGUACGUCGCAGCGAUCAAUAAGCGCUGGACGAAUUGCCAACCUCGCCACUCGCCGCAGCACGGACCUUUGAAUGAGUCGCCUGUGCGCAUUGGUGACCGAGACGAGGGGUUUAUCGGCGCCACGGCGGCGGCGGCAGAGGGUGGGGGGCACGUAACGGCUCCCCACACCAAUGACAAGGAGAACAUUGCCAUCGCGGACAAGAACAACUGUAAUGGCUACACAGCGGCGAUCCCUACGCCCAGGGAAGUUGGUCCCAGCCUGGGCGGCAAGAUAGCGGUCGUUACCCCUCUUCUCUCUCCUCUCGCGCUUUCGCAGGAAGCGGAUGCGCUGGCGCAGCCGGCACCGCGGCAAGAACGGGCAGCCAGCGGACGACCUCGCCGAGCGUCAUCGCGACAUCAGGCGCAGGUGCUGCCAGGGGAUGUGGGUACGACGGACACGGCCGGCAUAGCACCUGCGGCACCUGCACCGCCACCCUCCUUGCCGCCGGUGCCGUCGCCUACUGUCGCUGCCGCCGCCGCCGGCGCACCUCAACGACGUGCCAGAGUUUCUGGUCCAGCACCGACGGUGGCAUGCAUCCCUGUUAGCUCCACUUCCACCGCCACCACCACCGCCACUAUUACUACUACCGCCGCAACAGCAGCAGUCGGGGCAUUGAAUCCUGCGCCGACCACCACGGCGGUGAAGAUCAGCUCCGCGCCUGCCCCUGCGGAGCGUGCCGCACGGGCCUUGCCGAAGGCGGUUCCGCAGGCCCCGUCGCAGUACCUCUCGGGUGGCCGUCUAGUACAGGCGGCGCGCCGAAUGCCGGUAGGGGUGGUGGCCGCGCCGGCUCCGGCGCCAUCCGCGGCCCCUCCGUCGAAGACGCCGAUCAGCGCGGCACCGAAGGCAAGUGGGCAGAAGUCUCCGCUGACCCAUGAGCCGCCUCAGACGCAGCAGGACCAGAUGAAGAGCCCGAUCCUUCCUGUCGCAGCCGCGGCGGCACAUCCGUCGGACGCACAGGAGGAAAAUGCCCCUGCAACUGUUUCCGCUACCGCCGCUGCGAAUGGCAACACCAACGCAAGUGCUGAUGCCAGCAGCAGCGACGAUCCUAGGAGCCAAACAGACCCGGCCGUGCCGGACACCGACUCGUUGGAGUUCUGCAGCGUGCACACGAUGUCGCCCGCGCAGGCUCGUCAGCGACGCGUCUCGCAGCAGCCUCCGGUGACGGCGGAGUCUGCGAGGACCCAACCAAGCACACCUGCGAGCGAUGUCGCAGCAGAGCAGACGCCCCCUAGCGAUCUCCAUCGUAUUGACGCUGCCUCGCGAAAAGAAGCGCCGACGAGUCCUUCCAAUGCAACUGUGAAGAAGAGCGGCCCAACAGCCGCAAUAAAUACAAACAAGAGCGACGAGGACACAAAUGUGAACGCAGAGGCGCAGAAGGACGGCCGAAUAACCCGGUUGCUGACGGUGGAGGUUGCGCGGUUGGUUGUCGUGCCACUGAGCAGGACGCCCAAGUCAGCGAAGCGCACAACGCGGUCGCCUGCCGCUGCUGCGGCGAUACGGCCUGUACCGCCGUCCCCGCCUCUUGUCUCGAGUACACCGACCGCCCCUGACACCCUGGCGCUCCAACAGCAGCCGCCGUCCGCGGUGCUCUCCCCCGCAGCUGCCACGGCCGCCUUCAAUGUGGACGAGGCACCGAAGCGCACGCCAGCGACGGUGCUAUCGGGCCCUCCACACGACGACGCGGACCCUCUCGCGAGCCCGCCGUUGGCUAUCCGAGCGCUCCGCAGUGCCGGGCAGCCGCGGCACACCGUCGCGGACAGUCACUCCUUCCACUCCACCUUGCAUGCGUGGAGCGUGGACACCUUGGCGGACUGCAGACUCAGCAUGGCGAGCACGCAGCCGCCGCUGUCGGUGCAGUUCACACCGUCCGUGAAGGAGCGCAGCUCCAGCGUCGUCACGUCCGACCACGGCGAACGGGGAAGCUCCUUCACCUCCACCGCGUCUCCCUCGGCGGACGACAGCACGACGGAAAUGCUGGCCAAAGUCACCACCACCGCGGCGCCCCAACCACCACUGCUUCUGAGUCCACCGACCAGCCUGCCGCCGAGCGUGGCACUGCGCGCACGGCGCAGCUCGCGCGCCGUCAGCGGCAGCGCAGAGCGCAUGGCACUCACCGAACGCCGGGGGUCUGCGCCGGCGCAGAUGGAGCGACAACGAGACACCACCACCGCUGGAGCUACGACCGCUGCCCCGUCGUCCGUGGCGGGCGGCAACAACAAGUCCACCGCACCGGCACGGCACGGCCGACCACGCGAACUCGCAAACGUCGGCAGCGCGGACUACAAGCCUGUCAAGCCGGGCGCCGCUGCGGCUUCCGGCAGAAAGGGCUCGACAACGAUGGUUGUUGGAGGGCGGCAGCUGCCCCGCAUGUUCCCCUCCGCUGACGACGAUGGCGCGAACAAGUCCGCGUCUUCCGAGGAAGCGGCGGUGACGGCGGCGGAGGCGGACGGCACAGAUGACGCCGUUGAGCACACGCGUCGCCGUGCGCUGAGUUUGCCGGCGUCGUCGCUGGGCCACGGCACCGGCAGGAACCCGUUUGCGCCAGCGACUCUGAGUGCUACGACGACGACCGAACACGGUGUGGAUCGUGCGGGCCAUCCGCCUCCCUCUUCUCCUGUGGUUGGCAAAAGGAUGAAUGCGGUUCGGCGCACGGAGGCACACGACGGGGGCGAGAACGGAUGCGCCAAACGGCCUUCAUUGCACACGCAAGGGGCCGGCAACGACGCCGAGCCUCGCCGAGCUCGCCAGCCUCCGCUUCAACGCACUGAGGAGGCGAGGGAGAAGAGCGGUGCGCCUGCAUUGACGACAUCCCCUGUGUUGUCGGCCGGCGGCCAAGCAGAGAUCGCGGAGACGGCCUUUCAGGCUUCGCCGCUGCGUCUUCCGUCGCUCAUGCGCCUUCCACGGACGCCGACCACGGCCAUCUCAGCGGACACGAGCCCGACGACUCUGCAGGUGCACCCUCACUUCGCCAGCAGCACGAAUGAUGCGGACCAAAACGGCAGCAGCGGCAGCGGGCACGAGACCGCAAAGGACAGCAACGCGGCGACGCUGAGCGGUCGGCACCGGCCAAUGUGUCCCUUGCCAAACGGUGGCGCCAGCAGCGACGGCCACAGCAACACGAGCAGCCCCAACAGCGGCGUUGACGGCACGCACUCGGCAGGCAGCGCCGGUGCUGGUGGUGGCGAGGCGGCGUCCGACACCGUCCAGGGCAUGGCGAAGUCGUUUCACAAGAAGGCGCCGCGGUCUCGUCAGCGGGCGCCGUCGGUGGAUUUUUUCUAA